AUGUCGAACGAUUCGUCUGCGAAGUCGCCAAGUACGGCAGCGGCGACGCCCGCGGAUGGCACCACGGGGGUAGCAGCAGCUUCAGAGGCGCCUCGAACGCGUCCCAGGUUCCAAAUUUCUCCUGUACCACCCAACCCGCUUGGAGAAGGUCGCUGUAUACGGACAGCUGCAGCCCUCAUCAUUGGCGACGAGAUCCUUAAUGGCAAAACGCGAGAUUCAAAUUCAAAUGUGUUCGCCCAGUACUGUUUCGAGCACGGUAUUGAUUUGAAGAGAAUUGAAGUGAUUCCUGACGACGAGAAUGAGAUAAUCGAAGCUGCCCGCCGUUUGACCAGCAAAUACGAUUUCGUCGUUACCAGCGGUGGAAUCGGACCCACUCAUGAUGAUAUCACCUAUGAAUCAAUCGCCAAAGCCUUCAACACCAAAGUCGUCCAUCACCAAGAAACAAUCAACCGAAUGCACAUCAUGAACCAGUACAGGAACUGGGCUCUCACUCAGACGGAGGAACAGAAAGCGGCGCAGCACAGGAUGGCACUCUUCCCAGAGACUGCAGAAGUCAUUUACGUCGAUCCCGAAAUUUGGGUGCCCGUCGUCCGCCUCGAGGGCAAACUUUGCAUCCUCCCUGGAAUCCCUGGUCUAUUCCAGAAAAUGCUGCACGCCUUGACGGGCUUCCUUCCUCUCCCUCCCAAGCAGGAGCGCCCCCUCCGGAUACAAAUCUUCACCGAGCGUCCUGAAUCGAUGAUCGCCCCGUACCUUACGCAACUGCAGGAACGGCUCAAACCCCACGGGAUCCAAGUGGGGUCAUACCCCGUCCUCUACAAAGGCGUCUUCGUCAGCUUAAUCGGACGAGACCUGGCUACCUCCCCGUCUGCAUCCCCGCCAUCGCCGGCCAAUGCUCUCCCCGGUACCCAACCUUCCGAACCACGGCCCUCGUCACCGGGACGGAAAGCUCGCAUGAAGACAAGGGUAUGGCUAGCGGAGAUUGCGCGCGAGGUGGAGAAGGAGGUUGGAGGUCGCGUUCUAAGCGAAGAAGAGGUCGCACAGCAGAAGGAAGCGAGUAGAACUGCCAUGGAGAACAAGCGGACUGGGCAGGUGGAACUCCAGGCGACAGCUACUAAAAGCGAAGCGAACGCUCAAGUCAAGGCAAAGUAUUGAUUGACCGUUGAAUUGAAACCCCCGAGGAUUGUACUCUUCGUUUCUUGAUGAUUGACAUCACAGUGUAUUCUAUGUGCAAAGAAAUUCCAUUGGCGGUAUCAUAUGUAACACAGGCAGGGGCAUCAGAAAGCUAACUACUUAGAAGUACAGAUAAUACACGUUUGAGAGGC
Coprinopsis cinerea okayama7#130 is the source of this 1322-nucleotide messenger RNA. RefSeq lists its product as hypothetical. Bases 1 to 1152 code for a protein of 383 amino acids. The record is from RefSeq and is a predicted model, not a curated record. NCBI's taxonomy places the organism in Eukaryota, Fungi, Basidiomycota, Agaricomycetes, Agaricales, Psathyrellaceae. The transcript is spliced from 7 exons.